UUUUGCAUUUCCGUGUGAGACCCUCUCUAUAAACAGAGCAAUGAGAUGGAAUUGGCUUCACACAGAAGAUUGUGAUAAAGCAGUAAUAACUCGAUGACUCUUCCUUGUCCUCUCUGCUUCUUCCUCUGCCUUGGAACCAUUCAAGCCGGCCUAACCCCAUAAUUCACUUUUUUCUAGAUUGUGAAGAUCCCCGAGAGCCUAUAUUUUCUGGGGUUAAUUCAGUUUCUAAAUCCUAUAUUCAAUUCCGGGGUUGAUUUGAGUUCUGAAAUUGAGGAACUUUUCUGCCACCGACAGCGCUCAAACCCUCCAAUUUGCGGUUCUUUGAUAGGUGGGUCGAUCUGGGUUUAGCACAAUUGAUCCAUUUUGGAGGUUUGAUUGGUGGGCUCGCGGCAGAAACUGGUUUUCAUUUGUGGGUUUUGUUUGAAAUGGUCUAUUUCCAUAGUUCAAUUUCGGUCUGCAACUCCGUUGACCAAUCGGGAAUCAUGGCAAGUUCUUUGAAUUCUGGCGAGGCUUGUUCUAAAUCGAGGCAGAAUAAUCAUGCAUGCAGGAAUAGGAAGACGCCCAAUUCUCCUAAUUCUGCGAAAAUUCCGGAUUGCAGUCGAUCUCGAUCGGCUAUGAUAGAUUUGGUGAUGUUGAUUGCGGUGGUUGGUGCUUGUGGGUUUUUGUUAUUCCCCUAUGUGAAGGUUGUAGCUAAUGAAUUUGUUAAGCUUGUUGGAGCAAUCAUAUAUCUGACGAAGGAGGAAGUCUCUCGUGCUCCAAUGGUUUAUGGGUCCCUUGGAGUUAGCGUUUUGUUUGCAGCGAUUGCUGUGUGGGGAAUUUUAAUAUGCACUAGUAGGAAAUGUGGAAAACCCAAUUGCAGGGGGCUUAGGAAGGCGGCUGAAUUCGAUAUUCAGUUGGAGACAGAGGAGUGUGUGAAGAAUUCAAGUUCUUUGGUGAAAGAUGGUCUGAAGAAGGGCUUGUUCGAAUUGCCUCGCGAUCAUCAUAGAGAGUUGGAGGCUGAGCUCAAGAAAAUGGCACCCCCUAAUGGAAGAGCUGUUCUAGUGUUUCGAGCAAGGUGUGGAUGUUCAGUUGGCAGAAUGGAAGUCCCGGGUCCGAAGAAGCUUCGAAAGUUUAAGAAGUAGGGUUGAUAUGAUUGUUAAUUGAUAGGAAGGGAUAUUCACAGGUCUUAAUAUAAUGGGGAGGAGUGCCUUCUAUGGCCGAUCUUCUCAGGAACUAUAGUCUUUAAAAUAAGCUCAUGGCAAUAAGAUGUAAGGAUUAUACACCAUUGGUUAUACAGGGAAUAUAAGAAUCCUUUCUUUCAUCAA
Messenger RNA from Vitis vinifera (wine grape), 1304 nucleotides. RefSeq lists its product as uncharacterized. The transcript has a single exon. Lineage: Eukaryota; Viridiplantae; Streptophyta; Magnoliopsida; Vitales; Vitaceae. The record is from RefSeq and is a predicted model, not a curated record. Bases 426 to 1121 code for a protein of 231 amino acids.